AUGAAGCUUCCACAGCUGCCAAGGUUGCAUCCGCGCCCUCGAAACCAUCCCAGUCCAUCACCAACGCCAACUCGUAGCAAUAUCCUUUUCCUUCAUUUCGUCAUCUGCACGCUCGUUGCCUUCCUCUUCGAUGUUCUCAUGCCUGUCUCCGCUGCUGCUGCUGGGCUAGUCGACGAACCCAACGCCAGCAGCACCGCAAGCAACCCUCAUCGCGACUUGAUACGAUCAGGUCGACAUCACCAACUUGCUUCGGCUGGCUCUCGUUUUCGCAGCAUCCCAUCGACACGUCCCACCUCGGUCUCCGAUCUUGUUCUCGCAAAUACCCUCGUGCUCACCACUGUGGAAGGCGGCCUUUACGCGCUCGACCGAGAGACGGGCAAACAGCUCUGGUCGCUCUCUCCGCACGCCAGCCACGAAUCCGACUCGCUCCUGCGCCCGCUCGUCACAGCUCUGUACGGCAAGGACCAAAAGUCCUUUGCCGAGAUUGCACAGGGCGGACGUGCGUUCACGUCUCCUCUCAGCGAUUCGUCACCUCUCCUCGAGACCGGUGGCAUCUACAUCGUCGAGCCAUCUUCUGCCGGUGACAUCUACGUGCUGUCUGCCGCCGCGGGCGCCAAGGCUCGCUCGGCUUCGGCUGCAAGCGGCGAGCGCGGUACCGUCCAGCUCGACAAGCUUCCGUUAACCUUGCCGCAGCUCGUCGAGCUCAGCCCUUUCUCCUUUGCCGGCGACGACACGCGCGUCUUUGUCGGCCAGAAGCAGACCACACUCGUCGAGCUCAAUAUUCACACUGGUGAGCUCGGUGCUGUCUUUGGAGGUCGCCAGGCCGGAGUUUGGUGCGGCGCCCAAGCGCACGACCUCGAUCCCAACCUUGACGGCACAUCCGUACCCGCAGACGCAGAAUCGUGCAUCGAUGACGAGCCAACACUGUCCGGCUCCUCGGCCAAAUCCACUUCUCAGCUUGCUUACAUUGGCAGGACCGACUACACACUCAACAUCCACUCGCGAAGUUCGCCCGAAGCACUUCAGACCCUCCAUUUCAGCACGUUCGCGCCCAAUGCAGGCGAUCGAGACGUUCAGAUCCUCUGGGCACAGGCUGAUCACCCGGACCACCGCGCUGUUCUGGGCAUGCCCGAAGAUGGCAGCGUCGUCUGCUUCAACCUCACCGAAGCCGAUCGCGCUGCUCGCGCAGGUAGUACGCACGACGAGCAUGCAACGCCCGCGCUCUGGUCCGCCGAGCUUCAGGCCAGUGUGGCAGGCGUGUUUGACGUAGUCUACCCGGCGGCACAUCUGCAAAAUACAAAGUCACUCAGCCGCCCUAUCCUGGUGCCCCAUCCUCCCAUCCCGCUGCAUCGCCUGUUCCCGCAGAUCAGCGAGCAUCCAGAGCAAGAAUACGAUGCACACGAGUACCCAGCCGCGCUUUCUCCGCGGCGCCGAUCCGCAUACCUUGGCAUCGCCGGUGACAGCCUAUACGCCAUGAGCUCUCAUCGCUUCCCGCUUGUAGCCUUCACCUCCAAGGCGGCGGCUGGUCUCACUGAUGGUGUCAACUCACCAGCGAGCGGCAGCGAGGUAUGGAUCCCUGGACUGCCCUCUUCGCACAAAGGCUGGGCGAACGAGGGCCAGCGCAAAUGUGCAUCGUUUGGCUGCUGGCUCGGCAGCUAUUCGCUCCAAGUAGAUUCGACGGCAGAAGGAAGGUUGCGCGACUCGCUGUUGGGCUCGCAUCCCACGCUCGAGAUUGAUGGUGCCUCACCCCGAUUGAGUAUUGGCGACCGUCCCGCUUUCCCACCUUCUUCCCAGGCCAACGAUUCAGAAGGCUCGCCCCGUGAUGGGUCAUCCUCGGCAUCUUCGAAGCCUUCUCCUUCCUCGCGAAGCCACAAGAAUGGCGUACCCCGUUCUCGCCGACCAGGCAGUCGGGGUUCUAGAGACGACGCCUCGUCAGACCCGAAGCCUGGCUCCGACAAAGCGCCUCGUCAGCCAAGGGAGCAAUUCGAUCCUUCCGAGCAAAGCUGGAAAGCGCGCAUGGCCAUGAUCCUACUCCAGCUCAUCUGCGUGCUCGUCAUUGCUAUCCUUGCCGGUGCCACCUAUGCUGGCCUGCAAGAGCAAAGAGCGCGAGCUGAGCGACAGGCGGCAGAGAUCGCCAAAGGUGUCGUCUGGAUCCCGGUGCUCAAGGAGGACGAGGCAGGUUUUGGUGGAGAGGCAGCCGCUGAAAAGAUCCGUGCCGAGGAGGAGCGUCAAUUGCAACAAGCCAUCGUUUUGUCUAAGAGGGCAGUGCCUGGCGUGGGCACCUCAGCUGUUAAAAUUGCAGCAGCUAAUGAUGACGAGGAUGACGAAGGCGAGGACGGUCAAGAUGGGUCCACCUCGGCGUCUAAGAAGAAGUCAAAUAAGCGCAGACGCAGGGGCAAGCGUGGAGGGGCUGCCGUCGCUGCCAAGGCAGCCAAGGCGAACGGCAAGGAGGACAGUCCUGAGGCGUUGGAGAACGGUAAGGAAAAGGCGGAUGGUGACGACAACGAGGUCGACGAUGACCAAGAAGAAGCACCUACUCGUGCUGAUGCUGAGAGCACAACAUCGCCGCAAAAGCGUCAAGAGGACGUUCUGUCGACACCAUCGAAGCAUGCCAAUGGCGCCGACGAACGCAACGAGGUCAACGGAUCUGCUGCUGCAGCAGCAGCAGCAGCGGCCGCGAGUGUCUCUGAUAGCUCUUCGUCGAACGAGAAUGAGCCAGAGACCCCUCGAAAAAGCGACGUCGCUCUUCAGAGCAAGCCUGGCAAAAUCAGCGGUCUGCGCGGGCCCAACAUGCAGCUGGGCGCAAGCGGCAGCCUGCAGCGGGCGCAGCAACUCAUGUCACCGCAACUACGAUCGCCGCUGCUCAACACAGGCUGGGGCGGAUUCGAAGAGGAAGACGCAGCUUCCGUCGGUCGGGCCGCAGCACAAAUCGCAGCGAGCGGCCAAAGCCAGUUUGGCGGCUCAGCGCCCAACAACGGUGUCAGCACGUCGUCGCUGACCAUCUCGGAGGAGGUGCUAGGCUAUGGAUCUUCGGGUACCGUCGUCUUCAAGGGCACAUUCCAGGGACGGGCGGUGGCGGUGAAGCGUCUGCUGCGCGACUUUGUCCAUGUCGCCUCGAAGGAGGUGUCGCUACUCGAGUCGGCUGACAACCAUCCGAACGUGAUUCGCUACUUUUACAAGGAGCUUACACCGAGCUUUUUGUUUAUUGCGCUCGAGCUGUGCCCGGCCAGUCUGGCCGAGGUGGUGGAGAGGCCGGCCGACUAUCGCGAUCUGAGUAACUUGCUCGAGCCCAAGCGGGCAAUGCACCAGAUCACGUCCGGGCUGAGGCAUCUGCACUCGCUCUCGAUCGUGCAUCGCGACAUCAAGCCUCAGAACAUCUUGGUGGCUACAUCGACGAAUGGGAAACACCUCAAAAUGCUGCUCUCGGACUUUGGCCUGUCGAAGCGGCUGGACGGGAUGGCGCAGACGAGCUUUUCGCAGACUGUCAACAAUCCGGGCGGUACUGUGGGCUGGCGUGCGCCCGAGAUCUUACGCGGCGACGUCAACCUCGAUGCCGGGUCGGAGUCCGAGUCGUCGAUGGGCAACAAUCCCAGGGCGACGUCGAGUCGUGAGGAGAAGCAGCGUCUCACGCGUGCUGUCGACGUGUUUGCGCUCGGAUGCUUGGCAUACUACGUGCUAUCGAACGGCGACCAUCCAUUCGGAUCUCGCUUUGAGCGCGAGAUGAACAUUAUUCGGAAGAGGGUGGAUCUGUCGCGAUUGGAUGGGUUAGGCGAGGAGGGACACGAGGCGCAGGAUCUGGUGCUGAAGAUGGUCGCGCACGACCCACGGGUUCGACCUUCUGCGGCCGAGGUCCUGACGCAUCCGUACUUUUGGGACCCGAACAAGCGGCUCAAUUUCCUACAGGAUGCGUCGGAUCGGUUCGAAAUCAUGGACAAGGAUCCGCCUACGCCGGCGCUGGUUCUGCUUGAGUCCAAAGCACGCAACGUGUUGGGCACCGACUGGCACCGACGAUGCGACAAGAUGUUCCUGGAUAAUCUGGGCAAGUUCCGCAAGUACGAUCCGUCAUCUGUCCAAGAUCUGCUCAGGGCGAUGCGCAACAAGAAGCACCACUACCAGGACCUGCCUCCAACGCUAAAGAAGAUCCUGGGCAGCUUGCCGGACGGGUAUCUGAACUACUUCACGCGCAGGUUCCCGGAGCUCUUAUUGCACGUGUACAACACGAUCGUCGACCAGCCGCUGAUCAGGACAGAACCGGUGUUCAGGGAGUACUUCCACUGUGCCGAGCCUGAUCAUUAG
Sporisorium graminicola is the source of this 4296-nucleotide messenger RNA. RefSeq lists its product as uncharacterized. Gene Ontology annotation, molecular function: protein serine/threonine kinase activity; RNA endonuclease activity; ATP binding. NCBI's taxonomy places the organism in Eukaryota, Fungi, Basidiomycota, Ustilaginomycetes, Ustilaginales, Ustilaginaceae. The transcript has a single exon. The record is from RefSeq and is a predicted model, not a curated record. Gene Ontology annotation, cellular component: IRE1-TRAF2-ASK1 complex. The coding region runs from base 1 to 4296 and encodes 1431 amino acids. Gene Ontology annotation, biological process: intrinsic apoptotic signaling pathway in response to endoplasmic reticulum stress; protein phosphorylation; mRNA processing.